This is a messenger RNA of Mizuhopecten yessoensis (Yesso scallop), 2721 nucleotides long. RefSeq names its product protein FAM227B-like. NCBI's taxonomy places the organism in Eukaryota, Metazoa, Mollusca, Bivalvia, Pectinida, Pectinidae. The coding region runs from base 121 to 1932 and encodes 603 amino acids. The transcript has 18 exons. The record is from RefSeq and is a predicted model, not a curated record.
AAAGAAAAUGGCGACGGAAGGCGUUCAUAGCAACGUAGUUAUAUAAUAAGAUUUAUCUGUGCAAAAAUCUGUUAGUCAUGAAUUAGCUAAGGAUAUACGGAUAAGAUCAAAGACUACAAUAUGGAUCCUCGUGUCAUGGCCAUCAUGGCUCAGCUACAGUCGAAGGAGGAGGAUCACAGUCCUACCCCGGUCCUAGAGAAAGAGAAACCGCCUAAAACAUUCGAAGAAUUCAUGAAGGUGGAAGGAUUGACGGAGUGGCCCCAGCGCCUUACCUCAGAAGGGGCACUUGACCUAGAAGGGGAAAUCUUACUGCUGGGAUCACAGGAGGAAAUUGCAGAUCUCCUUAGGGAAUCAGCUCCUCUUGGAUUAAAUAAAUUGGAGGAGUUAGAACUCCGCCUUGAUGAACUGGAAGGGAAAUUACAUUUUUAUUCAGACCAGAUAGUGAGUGAGGCGAAGCAGGACACACACGGCCAAGACAGGUUGUUUUUCUCCCCGUCAAAAACUUUCCUCACAGAGAUGUCAGAAUCAGAUGCAGUCAAAUCUCAUCACAGUGCCAGAGGUCACAAAACUAUGGACUUUGCUGAGUCCAUGAUGGAGACGAGGAAGAAGAGUUUGGAGUAUUGUCAGUUCCCUGGUUUCCGUGUUGGAGAACUUAUAGAACUUCCUGGACAAAUGGAAUCUCCACCGAUCCUUCAUCGGGUCACAAAGGCACAAGACUUCAACCCUGGAUUCAAGAAAUUCUGGAAGAAACUGUUUUUGUCGGAGGCUUCAGUAGCCAUGAUGCAAGACACUUUCUGGUGGUUCUUCCUUAGUAAAUAUGAUCCAAACCGACAAGAAGACCUUGACCUCCUGUUUGAUAGAAUAGCUGACAGUUUCGUUGGCCUCUUUACCAGUAUUCACACAGAUGUCAAAGACAAGUUCCUAGCCGUAUAUCCCGACUGUUUAGCCCAAGCUGUGUUUAUGGCGUAUUGGGAAGCUUUCCCAGAAUCACGAACAAAAAUGGACGAACAGUUCAAACAGGAUCUAAUUAACACUGUGGUGGAGUGGAUUACGGGUCUCAGACCCAUGCCGAGCGUUUACAAGAGCUGGAACGUGAAAAGAAUGGAGGCUAAACAUCGAGGUGUGGAAAGCCAGGGCAAGGACGCCAAAAAGAUGAUGGUCACCUCCUUCAGCAACGACAUGAAGCUUUCCUUAGAUAUUGACUCCUUCAACAAGCUGAUAGACAAAAUAUGGGGCGUGGAGAACACUGGUAAUGGAGUGUCCAGUGGCCCGACCCCUCUCCCUUCCCGUGAGGUCACCAAACUGACCAAUGCCAGUAACAUGUCCAUGCAGAGUACUGGAAUGAUGAACCAACAGUUGGAGGCAAAGUUUUCACGAGGCAGUCCUUCCCGCAUGGCCACUUGUGGCACCCCACGACGUAAACCUAAAGAGUAUGACUAUCCAGGAAUUUGUAUAAAACGUGGAGGACUCCUGUCACACCAGAUAGGACCAGGCCCUGAAUAUGAGCGUGUGAUGUUUAACACCUCCGGAAGGAGUCCACUCAUUUCUCACUUCCUCCAUAUGAGACAACUCAAGGAUUUCCAUCAACCGGGUCGGAAAGUCCGUCGGACGGAGAUUGUUGGACUCCCAAAACAAGGCCCCACGUAUAAACAGCUCAUCAAGAACUCCCUGGCCAUGUCGGACGCUCUAAAGAAGGAAUACCAAAAGAUCUGUGACCAAACACACCAGGAGAUCAUGGAACUUGAGCGGAAGCAGAGAGACUCAAACCGCGAAAUAAAUGACCUGAAGCGCGAACUUAUGCUGACUAAAGACCCUUAUCAUCUCAAGAUUCUCAGUGAACGCAUCCUUGGCCUCCGGAGAAAUGGUUCCGUCGAAGAUUUGAAGUUUCCAGACAGGGACGGAGAAAGUCAAGUGAUAGGGAACGAGAACUGACACUACUGGAAGGAGACGGUGAGGGCAGUGAGCAUGGAUACCAUGAUGAAAGCUGAAAAGGAUGAAGAUUCUGGGAGCUUAUAUGGCAGUGCUGCACAGAUGGUCAAAAUAUUGCUGAGGAUUUCUUUCUGGAAAUAUGGUUGUGAAUUUCUUCAUGGAAGCAAAAUAUGGUUAAGAACUUGUUUCUGAAAACAAAAUGUGGUUGAGAAUCUCUUUCUGGAAACGAAAUAUGGUUGUGAUUUUUUUUCUGGACACAAAGUAUUAUUGAAAAACAAACAACUUUGGUGAAUGUCUUUCUAUGGCCAAACACUGUUGAGACUUUUUUUUCUGGAGACAAGAUGCUGCAAGACCCUUUCUAUUGACAAAAAAAAAACUGUUUUUCUUUUUUUUCCUUCCUGGAGGCAAAAUACUGAUGAGCAUUUUCUUUUUAAAGAAAAUAUAUUAUCAUAUCCUGGUUAUUUGUAAUCAGAUUAAUAUGUUUAUAUUCAUGUUAAGAUUUUGGUUUUAACACUUUGUUGUAAUAAAUACUAUUGGAAAAUAUAGUGGAGAGAGUGAGUACUAGGGAAGUGAGUGAGGGAGAGCAAACAAAAUGAGAGAAAUUAGAGAGAAAGAAAGAGAGAGAUUGAGGUUGGAUUGAAUUAGAAAGAAGGAUAAAAAGAAAGAAGAGAUCAGAGAAAAAGCAGAGGAAAAGGAGUGAGUGAGUCAGUCAGUCAGUAAAUAAGAGAGUGGAUGAGUGCAAAAGUGGAGAGAGGGAACAAGAAUAAAGAUUAAGUAAAUUGUGUUGUGAAA